Messenger RNA from Dipodomys ordii (Ord's kangaroo rat), 684 nucleotides. It is a transcript of the gene Bex3, whose product is annotated as nerve growth factor receptor (TNFRSF16) associated protein 1. Lineage: Eukaryota; Metazoa; Chordata; Mammalia; Rodentia; Heteromyidae. The transcript has 2 exons. Gene Ontology annotation, cellular component: cytosol; cytoplasm. The record is from RefSeq and is a predicted model, not a curated record. The coding region runs from base 104 to 442 and encodes 112 amino acids. Gene Ontology annotation, molecular function: signaling receptor binding. Gene Ontology annotation, biological process: signal transduction.
GUCUACAGGGCCAAGUGAAUCUGUGAAGACGCGGGUCGCGUCAAGAACCCGGAGGAGACCUCAAGGAUAGGCCCAGAAAAACAGCCAGAAAAAAAAUCUCAUCAUGGCAAAUAUCCGCCAGGAAAACGAAGAAAUGGAGCAGCCCCUGCAGAAUGGAGAGGAAGAUCGCCCCCUGGGAGGAGGUGAUGGCCACCAGCCUGCAGGAAAUAACAGAAGAGGACAGGCUCGGCGACUUGCCCCUAAUUUUCGAUGGGCCAUACCUAAUAGGCAGAUCAAUGAUGGGAUGGGUGGAGAUGGAGAUGAUAUGGAAAUGUUCAUGGAGGAGAUGAGAGAAAUCAGGAGAAAACUUAGGGAGUUGCAGUUGAGGAAUUCUCUGCGUAAUCUUAUGGGUGAGCUCUCUAAUCACCAUGACCAUCAUGAUGAAUUUUGCCUUAUGCCUUGAUUUCUGCAAUUUUCCAUGAGAUUAAUACUGUGAUUCCUGCUGUUUUCCUUUUCCUGCAUUUUCCUUUUAAUGCCUUUACUAAUCUAUGUGCUGUGAACCUGGUGUUAUUUCCAUGUGUCGGGUGGGUCUUGUGUUGCCAGCUUCUAAUUGGACAUUGACUUUGUGCCCAGUGUUCCUGUCAACGUAGAGUUUUACCCAUUUGCAUGGAAAAAAUGUAAAGUUAAUAAAGCAAUUAAAAAGCA